CAGUCCCGAUCUGGCCCCCUUUCUUCUUCUGGAAUAGACAGCAUCUGUUGUUGUACCUUGCCCUUGACAUGUCACAGGUGGCAUUUGCCUGCCUUCUUGGACCUCCUAGGUCAGCCCCCUGGGUCCCUCCUCCCACUCGGAGAUCCUGGUUGGGAACCAGGGUUUUGCCUGCUGCUGCCUCCGCCUGCUAGCCCAGUGGUGACGGUUGGCCUCGCUCGCGCUCUUCCCCACCUUGUUUUUGGACAGAUUGCCUUGGAUGAUGGCCUGCGUCUGACAGUCCCCUCAGCUCUUCUCAGCUCUCCUGAGGCUGCAGCUGUCAGCUCCCCUGAUCCUCAGCACUUGCCUAGAAAGGUCCAGCAUGCCUCGUGGCUGGCGCCGUGGGCUGGGCCCUCGUAAUCCCAUCUGGGCAGCAGCCAAUUACGCCAAUGCACACCCUCAGCAGCAGAUGGACCCAGCCUCUCCUGGGCUGGCAUACACCCCCCUUGUGGAUCCCUGGAUUGAGUGGCCCUGCUGCGGGGACCCUGUGUGUGUGCUCACGACCACGGAGCAGAAGAGCACAGCUAGUGGCACUCCCGGCGGUAAGCCCAAAGAAAGGGGUCCCCCGGCUGGGUGCAUGCCUGGCCCCUGGCCCCUCAGGGUGGACUUCCACUGAGUGCCAGGCUCAGAUCCAGGCACCUUUGAUGGCUCCUCAGGCACCUUUGAUGGCUCCCCGUGGCUGUUGGAUCACUUUUUGGCCUAGCUGGGUGAAUACAUGUCCUUCCACUUCGAGCACUAUCAGGACAACCUCAGCCGCGUCUAUGAGGUCCUUGAACGCCUGAUAGGCUGAGCCUGGACAUGGGCACCUCCCUACCUCGAUGGGGACCUGCCCCUGCCUGAUGAUUACAAGCUCUUCUGCCAGGAUCUUAAGGAAGUUACUCAAGACCCAAACAGUUUUGCUGAGUACCAUGCUGCAGUGUCCUACGCCUUGCCAGCCUCCAGCCAGCCACCAGUGGACCCACAGCUGCCUGUGGUGAGGCAAUGCUUAGCUCAGUUCUCAGAGGCUCUGGCUCUCAACAUGGGCCCUCCCCUCAGGCCUGUUGCAGCUGUUCUGGCCAGCCCUGCUGUUUCUAGGUCAAACUCUACAUCCAGAAAUGCUCUGCCCAAGCAGCAGCUGGCCAAGGAGAGCGCCCCUGCACCCGAGGGGGCCCCUGCCCUGUCCAGUUCUGCGUGUACCUCUGAUCCUGGUCCGGUGGGGCCGCCACCUCCUGUGCCUGCACUUUCAGAAUUUGCUAAGUCAGCUGCCAAGAAACUGGAACCAGUUCGCCCAGGGGGUCUAGAACCCCAGAAAACAGAGGAGGAGGUUUCUGAGACAGAGGGAGAACAGGAGGUGUCCUUGGCUACCCCACAGAGGAUGGUGGACACCCCCAAGAGACCAACCAGUUUCUCCUGUUCCCCACCCUGCAUCCCUGGGUUCUGA
Molecule: messenger RNA, 1456 nt
Organism: Galeopterus variegatus (Sunda flying lemur)
Lineage: Eukaryota; Metazoa; Chordata; Mammalia; Dermoptera; Cynocephalidae
Gene: RTL10
Product: chromosome unknown open reading frame, human C22orf29
Source: RefSeq, a predicted model, not a curated record